Molecule: messenger RNA, 743 nt
Organism: Arabidopsis arenosa
Lineage: Eukaryota; Viridiplantae; Streptophyta; Magnoliopsida; Brassicales; Brassicaceae
Source: the annotation of a GenBank genome assembly
CAUCAACCACAACUUGCAUUCAAAGAGUUAUAUGCACAUCUCUUCCGCUUUCCAAUCUAAUGAUGAACACAAAGAAGCUCUUGAAGAUGGCCAAGAAAUGGCAACAGAGAGCUGCCUUAAGCAGGAAAAGAAUCUCAUUACAGAGAUCAGUAGCUACGACUAGCAGCUCAACCCCUGCAGAGAAAGGCUGUUUUGUGGUUUACACAUCCGAUAAAAUCCGCUUUGCGUUUCCAAUAAGCUAUCUGAGCAACUCUGUUUUCCAAGAGGUCUUGAAGAUAUCUGAAGAAGAGUUUGGCCUCUCCAGCAAUGGACCAAUCACAUUGCCAUUUGAUUCGGUUUUCUUGGAGUAUCUCGUCAAAUUGAUCCAACGACGAAUGGACGGAGAUACAGAAAAGGCUCUGCUUAUGUCAAUCUCUAGUGCUAGAUGUUCUAAACCAUACUCUUUUCAACAACAGGAAAAGAUGCUUGUAUUUUAGAGAAUUAGAGUUUAGCAAGUGUAGCAAUUUCUGUGUUUGUAAAGAUUCUUAUGUAUAUUAGAUCAGACAGAUAAUUUUAGAAAUACAAACCAUUAUUUUUGUCUCUCUAUUAGACUGUCUGUCUCAUCAAAAUCUACUUUCAUUGUAAACAAAGAAGAAUGAGAUAACUUCAACAUCACUUGUUGUGACAGUUUACUCAAACUGUUUUGCUUUAAAUCUUUCUGUCAUAAAAAGUGGUGCAGUGGUUAACAAAUUUCAUUCAAAGUA